Molecule: messenger RNA, 3189 nt
Organism: Sarcophilus harrisii (Tasmanian devil)
Lineage: Eukaryota; Metazoa; Chordata; Mammalia; Dasyuromorphia; Dasyuridae
Gene: OSBP2
Product: oxysterol binding protein 2
Exons: 16
Coding region: 105-2558 (817 amino acids)
Cellular component (GO): membrane; cytosol; intracellular membrane-bounded organelle
Molecular function (GO): cholesterol binding
Source: RefSeq, a predicted model, not a curated record
CGGCGGCGGGCGGGGACGGCCCGGGAGGCGGAGGGGGCGCCCGGGGGCUCGCGUCCCUGCUCAGUGCCGUUCCCUGCCUGUCGUGUCACACCGAGGCGCCCGCCAUGAGCGCGCUGCCCCCGCUAGCCUCGACGCUGCCGCCUCCGCCCGAGACCCCCGAGGAGGCGGCGGGGGCGGCGGCGCUGGCGGACAAGCAGUCGGGCGCCGAGGACAGCUCCGGCAGCAGCCCGGACAUCUUAAAGGGCUGGCUUUUCAAGUGGACCAACUACCUGAAGGGCUACCAACGCCGCUGGUUCGUGCUCAGCAACGGCCUCCUCUCUUACUACAGAAAUCAGGGGGAGAUGGCUUACAACUGUCGUGCAACCAUCAACUUGUCCACAGCUCAUUUUGACCGUGAGGAUUCCUGUAAUAUUUGGCUCUCCUAUGGGGGCAGGACCUAUCACCUAAAGGCCGGAUCAGAAGUGGAGAGGCAGCAGUGGCUGGGUGCUUUGGAACUGGCGAGGGCCAAGGCUGUCCGCAUGAUGAGCACCCUGUCAGGAAAUCGGGAAUUGCAGUCAGUGCUCACAGGAGAUGACUCUGGUGAUGAGGAGGUCCCCAACCAUUCUGACAAGAGUGACCUGCAGAACACCUUAAGCAUUCUUUUGGGCAAGUUGGAUGACCUAAGCAUAUGCAAUGACCUUAUCUCAAAACAUGGAGCAGCUCUCCAGAGGUCGCUGAAUGAGCUGGAGAGCCUGAAAAUACCUGUCGAAAGUGGGGAGAAGCUAAAAGCAGUUAGUGAGCGGGCCACCCUAUUUCGGAUCACCUCCAAUGCUAUGAUCAAUGCUUGUCGGGACUUCUUGGAACUAGCAGAAAUACACAGUCGGAAAUGGCAAAGAGCCCUACAAUAUGAGCAGGAGCAAAGGGUCCGCCUGGAAGAGACCAUCGAACAGUUAGCCAAACAGCAUAACAGCCUGGAACGCGCCUGCCGCGGGGCCCCCGCCAAUCCCCAGUCUGACAACCUCACCCAGGGUCCUGGGGACACCAAGAAAGACACAAGCCCAGUCCCUGUCCUCGGGGGGCUCUCGGGCUGGUGGCGGAGACGAGCACACACAAGACACAGACGAAUUUUCGGAAAGGCCUCCUGCAGGCGGGCAGGGGCCACAGGGGAGAUCAGUGACGAAGAUGAGGAUACAGAGUAUUUUGACGCCAUGGAAGAUUCGUCUUUCAUCACAGUAAUCACAGACCCAAAAGAAAACAGAUCUGCUGAAGGUGGGAAUGAGGAGAGCCCAGUGGAUGAGUGGAAUUCUGAGGACCAUGUGUUUGGGAACGUCUCGCGCAAAGUGGGCAUCCCACCCAAAGUCAAGAGGAGGACACGCAUCCCUGACAAACCUAACUAUAACAUUAACCUCUGGAGCAUAAUGAAGAACUGUAUCGGCAAAGAGCUGUCCAAGAUCCCCAUGCCUGUGAAUUUUAAUGAGCCCCUGUCCAUGCUCCAGCGACUGACGGAGGACCUGGAGUACCACGAACUGCUGGACAAGGCCGUCAAGUGCGAGAACUCCACGGAGCAGAUGUGCUUUGUGGCCGCCUUCUCAGUGUCUUCCUACUCCACCACCGUCAACCGCAUAGCUAAGCCAUUCAAUCCCAUGCUGGGAGAGACUUAUGAGCUGGACCAGAUGGAAGAAAUGGGCUUCCGUUCCCUCUGUGAGCAGGUGAGCCACCACCCUCCUGCAGCUGCCCACCAUGUAUUCUCCAAAAAUGGCUGGACCCUGUGGCAGGAAAUCACCAUCUCCAGCAAGUUCCGGGGCAAAUAUCUCUCCAUUAUGCCACUAGGUGACAUUCACCUCGAAUUCCAUGCUAGCGGAAAUCAUUACAUCUGGCGGAAAAGUACCUCUACUGUGCACAAUAUCAUUGUGGGCAAGCUCUGGAUUGAUCAGACAGGAGACAUAGAGAUAAUUAACCAUAAGACAAAGGAUAAGUGUCUACUGAAGUUUACACCCUACAGCUACUUCUCAAAAGACUACACCCGAAAGGUGACCGGGGUGGUGACAGACAGCAAAGAGAAGGCCCAUUAUGUCCUGUCGGGCUCGUGGGAUGAGAAGAUGGAGUGCGCCAAGAUCAUCCAGAGCAGCCACAGCAGCCCCAGCACAGAGGGCAAACAGAAGAUGGUCUACCAGACCCUGCCGGCCAAGAUCUUGUGGAAGAAGUACCCUCUGCCGGAGAACGCCGAGAACAUGUAUUACUUCUCGGAGCUGGCCUUGAUCCUGAACGAGCCCGAAGAGGGCGUGGCCCCCACGGACAGCCGGUGGCGGCCGGACCAGCGCCUCAUGGAGAACGGCCAGUGGGACGAGGCCAAUGCCGAGAAACAGCGGCUGGAGGAGAAGCAGAGGAUGAUCCGCCGGAAGCGCCUCGAGUCCAGUGGCCAAGAGCCGCUGGAUGAAGGGAAGGACGAGCUAUACAAGCCCCUGUGGUUCGAGAAGAAGCUGGACCCCUUCACUGGGGUGGAGGCCUAUGUCUACAAGGGAGGCUACUGGGAGGCGAAGGAGCAGCAGAACUGGGCCAUGUGCCCGGACAUCUUCUGAGCCGCGGCUCGGGCCCGCCCCUCUGCCGGUGGCCGGGAGCGGGCCGGGACAUAGAAACCCCAACCUACACACGAAACGCAAAUACAACCCACGAGCAGACCAGGGAUUCAAACGUAUUUUUUUAUGCACUAAUGAAAAUCGCAUAUUGGAUCUCCCUUCCUUUUUUCCCCUUCUUCCUUUUUUUUUUUUUUUUUUUUGGCUGACCGUGACUCUUGUUUUGUGGGAGCAGUUAGUCACUCAGUCAAGCCGGGAGGACAGGCAGCUCCCCCGACCUUUUAGCGCAGUGGACGUCCUGGCCUCCCGGGCUGACUGAGGCGCAGCCUUGGGAGACACUCAGGAGAGAGGUGGGGAGAGAGGAGGGCCCGGGGCCUCCGUGAGGACCGGGGUCCCCGGGGCCGUGCUUAGCCUCCCCUUUAGCCCCGAGGCCUUCUCCGGGGGGGGGCAGGGGCAUCUGGGGAUCUGAGGAUGAGAAGCCUUGGGAGCACCUCAGCCCCCCCACCCGAGGCUCGCUCACUCAGGGCUCCCUAGGAAACCCUUUUUUUGGACUUUGUUUGUUUGAUUUUUAAACUGUUGAUCUCCAUUUCUUUCCAGCCGUGAUGUUUAGUAAAUAUUUUUAGUACAGCACUUAUCA